Macrobrachium nipponense is the source of this 7793-nucleotide messenger RNA. It is a transcript of the gene dati, whose product is annotated as protein glass-like. The record is from RefSeq and is a predicted model, not a curated record. NCBI's taxonomy places the organism in Eukaryota, Metazoa, Arthropoda, Malacostraca, Decapoda, Palaemonidae. Gene Ontology annotation, molecular function: DNA-binding transcription factor activity, RNA polymerase II-specific; RNA polymerase II cis-regulatory region sequence-specific DNA binding. Bases 1458 to 4364 code for a protein of 968 amino acids. The transcript is spliced from 10 exons. Gene Ontology annotation, cellular component: nucleus. Gene Ontology annotation, biological process: regulation of transcription by RNA polymerase II.
UUGGCACAUUGGGAAGAGACAGUCGCAAAUGUGAUUGAUCGUCUUCAAGAAGUUGUGAGGGUCUAUCAUUCGGGCAGAACACUGAUAAGUUGGGUGAAUGGUGAUCACUACCGCCAAUUAGGUUACAGUUUCUAACUAAAAAUCACCAGUAUUUAUCAGGGUACAGCUCUCAAAAACGUCAGGGUACGAGGUAUUUUUGCUGCAGGCGCCGUGUCUACAACACGGCUCGCGGUGUGCUUGUGUGUGUGAUCUCUGUGCCUGUGUGCUUUGUGGAACUUCACAAAACUGCGGAUUCUGAAAUUUCUUCAUUAAGUAGGCCUAGGGAAGCAGGCCGUUUCAGAGACUCGUGUGAAGUGGCAGUUCUUGUCGUUUACGGUCGAUGAAAAAUAUAAAACAGAAGGAAUUGAAUGAGUCAAUGUAGUCUAGACGAAACGUGUGUAGUUGUAUGGCUUGUGCCCACUGCCCUCCGGAUCACAUACGCGUAUCGUCAUUUCACUUGACGCAGCGAGUGCCCGGCCGAGGAAAAAACGUUGGUCAGAAACGUGUGGGAAGCGCAAGCAAAGGAUAGGUGCUCGAACCGUCUUGCGGUGGUUAGUUUUUAUCAGCGAGUGGGUGAAUGGUCGUCCCCUCACCCUGAGAAACCUAUGACAUGCCCUUAGGCCCAUAAAACAAGUCUUGUGUGGCGAGCACUAUGACAUCAUCAUUAUCGUUGUCGGAGUCCGGCCUUCCGAGUCUUAUCUCUUGAGGAGUCGGGUGGCCCCAUUGAAGAGGGGCUGGGCUUCAUGAUUACAUCUUGACGCAACUAUUGUUUUAACGAAGAGAUCAAUUGAUCCACCCUCUCUUCUCAUAUACUGUCCUCGUUUUCCAUCUCUCCUGUCUUUUGUUUCCAACGGCCAACUGGCAGCUUAGGUGCCCCUGCAACAUCUACUGCAUUGAUACUCAGACGAUGGUUUCAUUGCAUCGCUGUUCGUAAAUCCUUAGAAACAUCCUUCAAAACCGCCGUGCCUUUUGAUAUCUCCGUUGGUUUUUCGCCAUUUGCAAUAAAACUAUGCCUCUCCUUACUGACAUUUGAUGGAACUGAUAUCUCCUUAACAGAUGGAUUUUACGUUGAUGUAAGUUAAUGUAUAAGAAAAAAUAAACAAUUGUGUUAGUAUUUAAUGGUUAAUGUGUAGGAAUAUCUUUGAACGAACUUGACAUUUCAGCAACCAGAGUGAUUUCGAUGGAAGACAACUGAUAUAGGAUUUAUAGGCGGUUAUAAUUUUCAUUGCCUUUGAAGGUUAUAUUAUAAGAAAGGAGUUUUAGUGUCUGGGUCAAAGACAACCAGGUAUGUGGUGCCUUGAGUGCUAAUUACUGUGGACGUCUUACCUGGUACAUAUCUACUCCUUCCGCAAUCUUAGUUCCAGUUCUAAGCUCUGUACAAGGAAGUCUCCCGCCUUGAUAAGUCUCUACGGAACACAAUGGAUCAUCUACAUAACGGGCGUAUGGGCGGGCAUCCCGCCCAUGCCCCUGCACCCCAUAUGUCAGCCCAUCAUCCACCGCCUCCUUCCCAUCAUUAUCCUGCCCAUCUACCUGACUUCUUCAGGUUUCAUCAGCCUCCGGCGCCCAUGCUCUACCGCACAGUAGAAAAGAUGUGGGGAGGUGGGGGAGGAGGAGGACUACCUGGAAGUGGAGGAGGACCUUUACCAGGAUCUGUUGGAGGAGGGGGUGGAGGAGGAGGGGGAGGUGGAGGUGGAGGAGGAGGAGGGCCUUUAGGCUUAGGCUCCGAACCUCCACCUCACUCGACACCUGUCAACGACGACAUAGAAAUGAAGAAACCGACGCCAUCCAAUACGCCCCCUCUUCCUCCUGCGUCGGUAGCCGCUGCAUCUCAGGCCGUGGCAGCGAUGGCAGCUGCCGUUUCCUCCGCGGCGGCGGCUAUGUCGUCCUCGUCAGGUUUAACGUCAGCGACCCCGCACACGCCUCCGUCUGCAGCCGCGCCUAUGGACACGACCUCGCACUUACCAGCUAUGCUCUCCCACCUCACUCAAGGGUUGAGUAACAGCUCUAGUCUUCAUAGGGAAUCGCUGGCUGCCGCGCCUCCGCAUCACUCACAGCCGCCCACACACCACCCCCAGCCUCCGCACUCGCCCUCGCCCAUCCACACGCCCAACCAAGAAGUGCAGAAGAUGGAAACGGGCGAGAAUGAGGGCGGCGGCGACAGCCUUGGAGGGUCCGACACACCCCACAACGGCCCUUCUCUUCCUCCUGGUCUCAGCCCUGCCAUGGCGGCUGCUGCCGCAGCUGCGGGUGGUGUGGGCGCUCACUCCCUUCUGCAGCAGACAAUGUGUCAGCUCUUGCGGCCUUCGUCCCCAAGGGGAGACGUGCCCCCUUCCUCUCCCCCUCUCGGACACGCUUCAGAGCGCUCCCUGUAUUGGGGCGCCCACGACCUUCGAUCUGAACCUGAACGUCCAGACACCCAUUCGCCCCCCGCUCUCGAUAAGUCGGGCAGCGACAAGGGCGACAGCAUGUCUGGAUCCUCCUUGGGCCUUCCCAAGUCGCCUCCGCCAUCGAUGGGACAGUUCAACAUGCCCGCUGAACUCUUCCAGGCCUUUCAAAUGAUACCAUCUUUAUGGGGGCAGAUAUUUAUGCACAAGUCUGCCAUGCAGAUGCACAGCCGGGAGGCGCACCGGAGUGAGGUGAAGCCACACCAGUGCCAGCAGUGCCUAAAAUCAUUCUCUUCGAACCACCAGCUGGUCCAACACAUCAGAGUCCACACUGGGGAGAAACCGUACAAGUGUUCCUACUGCGACAGACGCUUCAAACAGCUGUCGCACGUUCAGCAGCACACUAGACUGCAUACUGGUGAAAGGCCCUACAAAUGCCACUUACCGGAUUGUGGCCGCGCUUUUAUCCAACUGUCCAACCUCCAGCAACACCUGAGAAACCACGACGCCCAACUGGAACGCAUGAAGAACCGCCCUUUCCAUUGCAACAUCUGCGGGAAGGGCUUCGCUACCGAGAGCUCCCUGAGGACCCACACAUCCAAGGUAGAGGUCCAAGACGCAGCUGCGCCGGGUGGGGGGUUUAUAAGCAAGAGGAGAGGAGGCUGUUGGGGGCACGCCAGCAACGUCGGAGGACCCAACGCCUUCCACUGCCCGCACUGUCAGAAGUUCUGCCUCACAGGAGAGCAGCUCAUGGAGCACAUGAAGAUUGUCCACAAGGACCCCAACGCCUCUGGUGUAGGAGCGAAGCGUCGUACGGCGUCCCAUUCCUGCCCCGUCUGCGGCAAGCACUACGUGAACGAAGGCAGCCUCAGGAAGCAUUUGGCCUGCCACCCGGAGACCUCCCAGUUUACCUCUUCCCUCAGGAUGUGGCCGUGUUCCGUCUGUCACGCCGUCUUCACUCAUGAGUCAGGACUGUUGAACCACAUGGAGCAUAUGAGGAUGGACCCCAAGCAUCAGUUCGCAGCGCAGUACGUCCUCUCCCGCGCCGCCGCCGAGCGCCGCGAGCGAGAGAGCAUUCUGGGCUUAGCCCAAGUCGGUCUACAGGGUGGCGGCAACCACAUGGGCAUGGGUAUGGGCAUGGGCAUGGGCAUGGGAAUGGGAAUGGGCAUGGGAAUGCCCCACCAGAUGCAACAUCAGGCCCAACACCAAACAUCGCCCAUGGCCAUGGCCGCCUCCCCGUCCACCCAAAGUGACGCAUCAUCGCGGAUGUCCACGCCCGCUGAAAAGUUAGAGGGCGGCCUAGGACGCAUGCCUUCCCCAUCCGACACAUUGCGUUCCAUCUCCAGUUACCACGAUGCCAUGAAUCAUAUGCGUCCAUAUCCAUCAGACAACAUGCGUGCUAUGAUCAGUCAGAGCCAGGCAGAGCUUGUCAAGUCCACACUCAACUCACAGGCCGAGACCAUUCGGAACGUCAUGGCCUCUCAAGCAGAGGCACUCCGCUCUACACUAGCUAACAACCACCAUCUUCAGCCACAGGGGCAGCCACAAAGUCAGCAACAGCAGCAGCAGCAACAACAGCAGCAGCAGCAGCAGCAACAGCAACAACAACAGCAACAACAGCCCAAUGGUCAUCAAGCCCAAGAACCAAUGGGGUCUCCUCAACCCGACAUGCGUGACAUGAGAGACUUGCGUAUGGGAGGUGGCAUGGAAUCUGCUCUGAGGUCACAGUCUGAAGCAUCUCUACGAUUAGGAAACCACGAGGGUCGACCAUCUCCGCAGCAGGAGGGAGAAGUCAGCGAAACAUUACGUUUACAAGAAAUCCGAAUGGAGCAGGCGUUGCGAUUGCAUGGCGACCCCCGUUCCCUGCCUACCUCCCUCCCUGGACCCUUGGGAUUCCCUCUUGCGCCCCCUCAGCACCAACCUCAGCAGCAGAGCGCCUGAACCUACCCAACAACUCCCCCUGCCUGGGAGCCAAACCCCCACCACUCGCCUCUACUAGUCCUCCGGUGAACAUGUCAUGGUCAGGCAGCGUCUGUCCGUCAUGACUGCGCAUCUGUCUGUCACAUCGCCUUGGUUCCACCUUUGUUCUGUUGUGUUGUCGUAUUUUUAGCUGUGAUAAAAUAAAAUAGUUCCUUGCAGGGACUAUCUAUUAAUUUAAUGAUUACUUCUCCAUGUUAGUUCCUUGAGUUGUUGUUGUUACAAAAGGGUGCUGAGCGUGGAGGACUCAUCUAGGUCAAGGGGCUCCAUCCAUAGGCCUACUAGACAGACACCUAUAGAGGUUGGGACCAUCCCAAAGAUCAAAAGCUCAGUCUGCAAGACUCAGCUGGCAACAGAAUACUACCAGAGGGACAGUCCGUUCACCGGCCUGGAACAACUAACAUUCUACUUGGAUUCCCAUGGAAUUUCCCUCUGAGCCCACCUCCUUGGCCGUCAUGUCCCAGGCGAAUUCAAGAUCGCCCGCUCGACAGUUCCUCACAGUUACUUUAAGUGCAAUUUUAGGGACCAGCGGUCUGUGACACUCAAUAUCUACAGGAAAUUUGAGGUGUUGGGCCUUCGUUUUACCACUGAGUGGUCCAACAGCUCUGGGGGCGCAAAGCUGUUAAGGGUCACCAAGCCCCCUCCAGGCUCAGUGGCCCCGCAAUUGAUCCAGUGAGGCAGGCGCUGUUCAAUACCAUAUGUUAAUAUUGCUUCCAUGGCUUGACUUGAUCGCAGUCAUUGUGUACCUGUAAUGAGAAAUCUUAUCUUUGUACAUUUCAGUGCAUAAUGAGCACCAUGUUCUGGUGUAAGUUAAGGUUUGCACAGUGUUGAAAAUUCUAAAGGUCCUAUUACAAGCAUACAAUCAAACAAGAUCCGAGAAAUGAACCUUAUUACUAGUGAUGAGUGACUUGACUGCCUCAUGUGGCAAAAUGAGUGAAUUAAUGAAAAAAGUCUCUAGCAGCAGUACGGUGCCCAAGGCCCUGCUAUGGAGCAGCUCACAUCAGGGCUGCCCUGAAAAGGAAAUAGCUCUCUUGAUAUAUUGCCGUGUGACACCAGUGAAUUUAUUCACCCUUGUCGAGGUACUUGGUAGAGGUAUGAGCCCUACCAAACGACGUACUCGAGACAAGGGAUAGUUAAUACCCUCCACUUCGUAUGAAAAGCUUCUGCUCAGUCCCGCCGUGACUCGCGAGGCACAGACAGAACCGAUGUUCCUGUUGGUCAUCCAUUCACUUCCCCGAAAGGACAGGGGAGACCAGUGAUCCUGUGGGAUGCGGUGGGACGCGACUGAAAAGGAUUCUCGAAGCUCUGCAGGAAAGGAGACAACUGCCAUUCGGGUCAGUCUGACGUCCACUUUCUUCCAUCAGAGAGAAGAAGAAAAAGAAGAAGAAAACUACUCAGCACGAUUCUCCACUUCCCCAGUUGCGCGAAAGCUUCGAGAAGAAAGUUGCAACCCCUGAAGUUUGCUCUGUCAUCCAUGUCCUAUACGAUGCAUCACUUCAAGGAUAUAUUGGGAAAGAUAUUCACGUGGACCGCGUCAUUAGUAGCGUAUAUUGCGCCAAUGUUAUUUGCUCAGUUCCAGAAAAAAGAAAAAGAAAAUGAAGCAAAGCGAAAGCGCGAGAGAGACUGACAGACGGAUAGAAAAGAAGACCCAGUGACGUGAGGAAAUCUUCUGAGCCAAGCGGGUGUCGUGCUGCUAAAAGUGAGAUAACAAAAAAAUAAAUAAAUAAGUAAGAACUAAGGUAUUAUUGUUAAAACAAGUAUAUUUGCCUUAGUACAUGGAGACAGUAAAAGAUACACGUGUGUGAUUAUCAAAUAUGUUUAUACAGUUGCACAUUUAAGUGUCUAAUUUUUGACUAUGAUUCAUCAGCGCAAUAUUGUAAUAAGUGUAAAUUCCCCUCAAGUAGCUUUGAAGGCAAGACUGUAUCAUCAUCAUCAUUAGCACAGAGGUUGCGAAAAGUAGAUUUUAGUCCACCAUAGUUUAGGAUUGAUUAUUAUUAUUAUUAUUAUUAUUAUUAUUAUUAUUAUCAUUAUUAUUAUUAUUAUUAUUAUUAAACCUUUAAUGGUUCUUGGCAUAAUAAGGACGUAGAAAAUAAUAAUAAAAAAAAUAACACACCGCCCUGGAGCGAUGUUAUGUACAGAUUGAAUUGUAAGAUUUUUAUAGCUUCUUCAAUGCAGAUUUUUGUAAUUGAGCCUUCAAAGCUUCCUGACUCUGAAAGAGAUAAAAAAAACCAAUUGUCUGUUGACUGUUCCUGCGAUGAUAGUUUACCGUUAAAACGCUGCUCCUUCUUGCUCCACUACCAAUAGACCUAGAAUCAAUUUAAUGUUUGUACACUAUAAACUACUUCUAUUCCUACCUACUACUAUGACUACCGCUACCUCUCUGACUACCGCUGCUGCUACUACUACUACACUACUACUACUACUACUACUACUUACUUCUCCUACUACGUCGACUAAUGCUGCUACUACUAUUCCAUAGGCCGUAGCAAUAGAUCCGGAACCCCUCCCCCCCCCAAACUUGACUCCUCUAGCAACUUGACUAAGCUUAGCGUAAAUUCUAUAGUUCUAAACCACCCAACCCGAAUUCCUUCCACCAGCUUCCUAACCAACUUUCUUCUUUUAAUUAUGAUAUUCGUGUCUUUUUUUCUUUCGUUACUUAUUUCCCUUUUGGCUCUAAACGAAAAGGUUCUUCCAGCGUCCUUCCAUAGAAGGGUUAUUUCUGGAUAGUUCCUCCUCUUUCCACUGGGAUGCCUUCUCACGUCCUCAUCAUCCUUGGUUUCUAAUUGGUUCUGUAAAAAUUUUACAACAACAACAAAAAACCAAGUUUUUUUUUGUUUUUUUUUUUUUACGUACAGUUUUCCUUCCUGGCCUUUUUCAUCACUUUGUUAUAACAAAGUCAGUUAUAAUGUUCAAAAUUCUCGUCUGUCCUUAUUCGUAAUUAGUGACAAUCGAAACGGUCUGGAAUUGCGCCUCGUGAUUAUUUGAUCGUGUUUGUAUAAUAGAUUAACCUGCUUUAAUGCAGUGUGAACCCUUUUUUUUAUAUUUACGUAACUUAUUUAGAUGGUAUAGUGUAUUCUGUAAGUGAAAUCGUAACUCCCGGUGAUGGAAAUUAUAUUGGAAGUUGUUUUUUUUUCUGUAUCGUCUCUUCAACCAGUAUUCGUGAGUUUUUUUUUUUUUAUUCAACACCUUUUUUUGUCUUCAGGCUCCAAAUUGGAUUUGUAAGAUUACCCCCGUCGAUUCUAAGUUAACCCCCCCCCCACUCCCCCCCCUACCUCAACACAGUGUUACCGCCCAUUUCACAACUAUCUUAGCUAUCGUCUCGUUCCUUUCCCUAAACCCCUUUCUUCCAAUCCCCCUUACCAAUCUUCCCCCUUUGCCUCCUGAAAAAAAAAA